GUUAUACGGCCAUUGCGAUCGAAACACGUACAAUUUUAACGAUGAAGAGUAAAUACUGUUUUUAUAUUUUUGUGUAUCUGUUACUACUUACUUGUGGUGCAAAUGGAGGAUUAGUUAAGGGGUUUUUAGAGAAAAUCCACGACGGAGCGCACAAAAUACACGAUGAUAUUCAUAAAGUUUUUCAUCCAACAGAAGAACCCAAGCACGAACCUACGAUUAUUGUAAUCAAUAUGGGCAAUAAAAAUGAUCAUGACGGUUCAUUCGUCUUUCCAACUGCUCCUGAUUCUGCAUCCGUACCUACUGCUGCACCUACUCCUUCUCCUGUAUUUGGUCCUACUGUACCUACCCCUUCUCCCGUAAAUGCUCCCGCUAUACCCACUUCUUCUGACGUUUUUACUAAUGCUGCUCCAUCUGCUGGAUCUGUGCCUAUUGUCGCUCCAACACCUUCUACCGUGUACAAAGACACAAAACCGGAUAUUGACAUUCGUAAGAAUGUGACGCCUGAUGAAGACUCGGGUAGGCUUGUUUUUGUUUCGGUCCCAGAAACAGUACAAGGUACGACAAGUACCACUACGGAAAAGGAUGGACGAGAGAGCUUUACUGGUGGAUGUACUACAGGAUAUCAGAGAACCCCUGACGGUCGAUGCAAACCAACUUUCUAACUUAUUUAAAACAAUAUAUUAUUGUUGAUAAAUUUCACUUCAAAACUGAA
Molecule: messenger RNA, 712 nt
Organism: Melitaea cinxia (Glanville fritillary)
Lineage: Eukaryota; Metazoa; Arthropoda; Insecta; Lepidoptera; Nymphalidae
Product: growth-blocking peptide, long form-like
Exons: 1
Coding region: 42-662 (206 amino acids)
Source: RefSeq, a predicted model, not a curated record